CCGUUAGCGAAUUCUUUAUACCGAACUCGUUGGGAAUUUGGGAAUUUUGUGUGGAUUAUAGGUCAUGUAUCCCAGUUUUUGGAUAUCGAAAUUCGCGGUUUGAUUUCUGUUUGGUUUUUUCAGGUUUAAGAUUAUCCGACAACAUCAGUCUCCUGUCCGAACUUCGGUCAAGGAUCUGACAACUUUCCUGUGUGGAACUCAUUCGAUCCAGAGAGAUUCCAUCAUCUGUUCGUCAUCUAUGGCGAUUGCAUCUCUCAAUCACUCUGUUUCUUCCUCCUUUGCGAUCCCCAAGUCCCUAAUUCCUCAUCAAUUUCGCGAAACCCUAAUCCUACGAUUACAAUCGCGUCGCUCGCACGAGCCAAUUCGAUGCUCAGCCACUACUUCCAACGGAAGCGAGGGCUUGAGAACCUGCAAGAAUUGCAAAACCCAGUUCGAUCCUCUUCUCAAUCACCCUCGAGCUUGCAGAUUCCACACCGCUCAUUUCGGAGGAGAGACGAAGAGGAAAUUCGAGAGCGUAUACAGCGGAGGCACGAUGGAAACUCCGGAUUCCGGGAAAGUUUUUCAGUAUUGGCACUGUUGUGGAUCCGAAGAUCCCUUUGAUCCCGGCUGUACUGCUUCUCCUCACGCUUCUUACGACGAUUAAAGCAUUCAGCAUUGUGAGUUCAACAGCUCAGAUUAGUGUAGUGAUGGUUCUGAACUAGUCUGGGCCAGAACGAACCGGAUCGAAUCAAAUCGAAUAAUAUUCGAUUCAAAUUUGGUACAAUUUUUGUAGAACCGAAUGAAUUAUUCCGGAAUCGAAUCCGGUAAAUAACGAAUCGAAACCCGAAUUAUCCAUCUUUAUGUACAAAUGUGUGUGUAAGUGUCAAA
Tarenaya hassleriana is the source of this 867-nucleotide messenger RNA. RefSeq lists its product as uncharacterized. Bases 239 to 643 code for a protein of 134 amino acids. Lineage: Eukaryota; Viridiplantae; Streptophyta; Magnoliopsida; Brassicales; Cleomaceae. The record is from RefSeq and is a predicted model, not a curated record. The transcript is spliced from 2 exons.